Nakaseomyces glabratus is the source of this 948-nucleotide messenger RNA. RefSeq names its product Kti12p (gene KTI12). The record is from RefSeq and is a predicted model, not a curated record. Gene Ontology annotation, biological process: tRNA wobble uridine modification. NCBI's taxonomy places the organism in Eukaryota, Fungi, Ascomycota, Saccharomycetes, Saccharomycetales, Saccharomycetaceae.
AUGCCGUUGGUAUUGAUGUGUGGGUUCCCGCUGAGUGGGAAGAGUACUGUUGCGCGCGAACUUGCAGGGUAUCUCAGGGAGAAAGGAGCCAACGUAGUGGUCCAUAGUGAUGAGACGUUGGGGCACAAGGGUCGUGAGACGCGUGAGGAAGACUAUAAUGACACGCAUGCGGAACGUAAGCUGAGAAACGAGAUCAUGAGUGCUGUGCGUCGGGAUCUGUCCCGCUCUACCAUUGUCAUUGUAGACUCCUUGAACUAUAUUAAGGGGUUCAGAUACCAGCUGCACUGUGAGUGUAAGAAUAGCAACACUGGUUUCAUGUUGGUGCAUUGCAUGGCCACAUAUGCAGAUAUCUUGAAGAGGGACGAAAACGGCGAGGAGUCGCCAAGAUGGGGCAAAGAGCUGUUGGACCAAUUGAUCCAGCGGUUUGAAGAACCAGAUGCGUCUAACAGAUGGGACUCUCCAAUGGCUACAGUCGUGUCUCCAGAGACUCUAUUGCCUACACAUAAACAACUAGUAGAUCAAGUGCUCCUUGGAAUCAGCGAUAAGUCAUCCAGCCGUAACGGGUCCCCUUCCCCGGGACCGAUGAAUCGUCUCUCACAAAACAACCCAACACUGCUGAAAGCAGCAACAGGCGCAGACUUCGUGCGACUACUAGACGCUAAGCUGACCGAGACUGUGCGUAUCAUCGUGCGCGAGUGCCAGGCCGCCCAAGCAAUCGGGGGACCGCAGAGAAUCAUCGUCUCCGAAGACGUUAGAGACAUCAACGAUGACCGUUGUCUGUUCUUAGACAUCCCUGCAGACGCCCCUCAACUUACUCUUCCAAGACUAAACAGGCUGAAGCGCCAGUUUGUGCAAAUGAACAAGAACUUACGAGACGUCGACCUAGAGAGGGCAGCUCCCUUAUUUGUAGCAUACAUCGGCCAAACGUUACAGAGCGGCCUUGCAUAG